Messenger RNA from Mercenaria mercenaria, 5023 nucleotides. RefSeq lists its product as uncharacterized. The transcript has 8 exons. Lineage: Eukaryota; Metazoa; Mollusca; Bivalvia; Venerida; Veneridae. Bases 3555 to 4706 code for a protein of 383 amino acids. The record is from RefSeq and is a predicted model, not a curated record.
AAUGUUUACUCAUUAAAAGCCGGAAUCUAUAUAAGUCUGGUCACAUUUUCAUGCAGACGAGUGCAUUAUUUACACAAACUUGCAUCGGCCAACUUUCGGACUAUCAGCAAAAUGCAUCCGAUCCAGUAUCAGCGAAUUUUCAUUUUGGCGUAUCUUUUAUCAGUUGCCGGUACAGAGCCACAGUGCUCUAAGUUCCACUUUGAGGAGAAGUUGCUCGAAAAAUCAGUGAGAAUGGAAUUAAAAAUGUCUUCCUUACACGAAGAACUGGCAGACAUGCGUGAAAGGGUGUCAACUCUCGAGAAUAAGCAAGAUAUGAUUAUCACGCCGACAGUAGUCUUCACUGCUCGGGGACCAAACAACUUACGCCCGCUGGAUGGUCAGCUGAUUGUUUUUAAAACCACUGUAAUGAACCUCGGCAGCGGCUACGACAAUCUAACCGGCGUGUUCACAGCACCGCACAAAGGAAUAUACCUCUUCACGACACAGUUUUGUAUUCCACCGGGGUCGCGGUAUAUGUAUUCAGCAAUCGUUCACGAGGAUGUCACCGUUAAAGGAAGUCUAAUCUAUGACAACAACUCGGAUUUCUGCACAAGCGCCGAUGUUAUUGUAGGUAUGAAGAAGGAAGAACGUGUCUGGGUAAAGUGUGUGAGGACAUCCUCCAAAUCUUCUGACGUAUUGCGGGAAAGUGAGACAGAUUGGAACACGUUCUCAGGGGUGUUACUGCAUAAGUAAUCAUGAACGACUUACUAUUUGUUACGAAAUGCUGUUUGUUACUUUAGUUCUUCAUUUAUUUAGUCAAGAUCAAUUUCGGAUAAUAAUGUACGAAAAAUAUAUCAGAUAUAAUAUUUAUAUGUCUGCAAACUUAUACAACAACCUCACAUUCACAUCUCAAACUCUCACACGCUUCUUUUCGAAAAUGAGCGAACUAUUUUAACAGCGCACUUUGAUUGGAAUUUGUUUAAAAAUACAGAAGGGCUCCUUACUUCAAACCUAACAGUCAUCGUCUCUGUUGUGGUCGUAUUUCGUCAGCUCCUGACAACCCGCGACAAAAGCAACAUGUUUAGACUGUAGGUAAGUCUGUCCCACCUAUUACGUUUACCUCGUUUCAGAUUUACCAGAGUCAGUUAAGUCGUCCAAAAACAUAUUGUUAUAUGUAUAAGCAGGAGUUCCGGGAGGCUUAUCAUUGACAGUAAUCCUCAUUCAUUAACAGGGGAUAACAUUCAUCCUGAUAUAACGUCCACAAAGAGAGAGAAUACCUGAUACAUCCCCUAAUAUCUACUUUACCAGGGCUGAAGCCCCUACAAGGUCAACAACCCACUCAGGUCACCAGUACACCUGGCAGGGAAUCAUCACCCGGUGCAACCGUAGUUGGUCAUCCUGGAGCACAGCCAUUAAGUGAUGGACACCCUGGUGUAACAACGCCAGAAGGGUCCAAUUCACAGUUGAUGGUUAACACCUACACCUACACCUACAUUACCAAGGUACAUGGAAUGACGGUGUAUCACCCUGUAGACCCCCCCCCCCCCACAAAACAAACACACACACGCGCACGCACACACACACACACACACACACACACACACACACACACAUGAACAACCAGCUGAUAUGUCGGUGCAGGCAGAUAUAGAGCACUCCUCAGGUAACCCGUGGUUCACUAAGGGGUCAAAGAUGUCAGCUGGGAAAACAACGGUGUGGGGAGCCAUCACUAUGUACUACGUAGCGAUGACACUGCGAACGGUCGCAUGCGCCUUUCUAAAACAAAAGCUGCAGAAUUAUAGUUUAUGUGUGUGUGUGUGUGUGUGUGUGUGUGUGCAGGGAGUGGGGGGAGGCGUUCUUUUAUCCAGGACCCAUCCACGGAGGGAGGGUGUCCCACUUUCGAGAUAAGGAAUGACAAGCUAGAGAAACAAUUUACUCAUGAAAAUGCGAUUUUCUACUAUAGAGCCACUGAACACAGAUAAACGUUCAAGACAAAACGUUAAAACAGAGUCAAAAGGGGACAUUUACAUUAAAGAUAUCAAUUAUAAUGAUAAUGUCAAGCAGUUUGCUACUGAAAUAAACAUUAAGGUACACCACCGGGGCUUUGUAAUAAUUUUGUUGCAUUAAUGUUAUUUGUUUUCAAGUGAGCGUGAAUGUUGAAUAAUUCGGUUAACAACUAUGAUAAUAAUUGUAUUCCCUUAUAAUCCAAAUCUGGAACAUGUAUUUUAUUUCAUGGGACAGACUCCUUUUUUGCACGCCUUUUUUUUUUUUUAAGUUUUUUCAGAGCUUACUUAUGUUGAAGUCAUCAGUUACGAAAUAUUUUUUACAAUACAAAGAAAAUGUUAUAUACUCGAGAGAGAGAAAAAUGAAUCAUCUUAAAAUUGUUAUCUUUUAUUUCUAUCGAUUCUUUGAAUUUGAAAGUUUUUAUUUGGCAAUAUCAAAGUGGUUCGGAUGGUGAAGCAGCGAUCGUAGCCAUCUUAUAUGCUUCAGUAACUUACAGCUCGCUCUGGUUAGGGGACACUGGUCAGUGACAUGGAGCCUAAGUAUGCAGAUGUCAUUCAAGUCGGAGAAAAAUAUAUACAACAACUAUUUGAAGUUGUGGAAAAAAAAUAGAUAAAAUGAAAGAAGAUAUGACAUUUUUAAGUGUAAGGAAUAAGUUUAUAUUUGUAUGAUGUGUGGAAAUAGACUGGAAAUGUUUGUUCUUUUCUGGCGAAAAUAAGAAUAAAGUAGUCUUUUCAGGUAAGAUAUAAUUAAUAACAUACAUGUCUAUAAUGAAAUUAUACUGUAUGAUAAAUUACUUGACUGAAAUAAUCUUUAUAGUGGCAAAACAAUUCGUAAUAAAAUGAUUAUUUUAUGUAGGUUUUCUUAUCGUCGAGCGUUCUUUUGCCUCACGUAAAGAGCGCAUGCGCGUUAAAAUCAAAACAUCCGUGAAAUAGCAUAGCAACCAAAAGUUUGUGUAAAAAGGUCAGAUUUCUUUCAUUUGUACCAGAUACAUUAUUAGCUCGUCUGAUUCUAGAAAAAAAAAUCUACGAGUGAUCGUUGGCAUCAGCGUCGGUGAACGUUGGUUAGCAUUUUUGUUUAGGUCCAUCUUUUCUCAAAACUUUAAGCGCUUCGGCUUUGAAACUAUGCACUCUUGUUUAUCAUCAUUGUGUGACUGUGUAGGCCAAGAACCAUAACCCUAAUGUGCAUUUUGUCAAAUUAUGGCCUUUUUUAUACUUAGAAAAUUGGAGUUUCUUUGUUAUUUUUUUAGUUUAGAUCCACCUUUUCUCAAAAGCUACAGCUUUGAAACCUUGCACACUUAUUUAUCAUCAUUGGAUGACUAUGUAGGCCAAGUACUAUAAUUCCUAUAACUCUAUCUUGCAUUUUAAAAGAAUUAUUGCCCUUUUUGUACUUAGAAAUUUUGAACUGUAACUCAUUUCUUACAUACUCAUGAUACUGUCCAGUCUUGCAGACAAGCUAAGGUACCCGGCCGUAGGCGUUCCUUUUGCUUUUCAAAAUGCUAUAAAUUUACACCUAUACAAGUAUUUUGUGAACGACCCUCGUAUAUACAUUGCAACUGAAAUGUAUCAAUACACAUGACCUUAUCUUAUCUUAAUAAUAGAACAUUGUCACAACUACUGUGUCACACGAGUAUGAUGAUAGGUUUCCUGCUUACCCUGGUGCUGGUCUGGUCGUGCAGUGCGACAAUAUUUGACGGAAAGCUACGAAAUGCCUCUGACGGAACAAUGGAGGCGUAUAUGAUUCCACGCUUCAAAUCCAGCCAUGCCUCCUUCAUAGAACCGUGUCCAAACGAUGAUCUAGUGAUGGCGUGGUUUAGCGGAAGCGCAGAGGGAGAAAGUGAUGUUGCGAUUGUCGUGAGCCGUCUUCCGAAUGGAACAGACCAAUGGACGAGUCCUGUUGCAGUGUCACAAAGAAAAGGCUACUCCAAUCAGAAUCCGGUUUUAUUUUAUGAUACCCAGUCAUGUUCACUGUAUCUUUUUCACACUCAGCAGGAAGCAAAGAAAUUGGUAAAUGGUGGAAUCAGCGGGGAAGAUUCAGCAACCAUAUGGGAACUACAGUCUUCUAACAAUGGUAUGAAUUGGACCUCCCCGCGGAUAAUGUUUGCUAAGGCAGGAUCGUUUGACAGGAACCGCAUUGUUGUAUCUCAGAAACAGUCCUGGCUCUAUCCUAUAUAUUAUGCUGGCGGAAGUCGGAAAGAUACAUCCUAUAUAAAAGAAAGUGUUACUCACAAACCAUUUGACACGUGGUUGGAGCAUUACUUCACAGGUUCUGAUCAUCUUGUUCAGCCAAGUGUUGUUCGACCAGUAAAAAAUUCGACUAGACUUGUAUCCUUUUUCCGAGAUAGGCGGGCAGAAUACAUAUACCGCGCAGUUAGUCUUACAGAUGGAGUCACAUGGACCAAGCCGACAAAGACAACUUUGCCCAACAAUAACAGUGGGAUAGAGGCUACAGUUCUGCAGUCCGGUCACCUUGCUAUAGUGUACAACCCUACAAAUAAAAUCAGGAAUCCUAUAGUUAUUUCGCUAUCAGAGGACGAAGGUGUGACAUGGACUCACACACGAUCACUGGACCAUGAAACAUACUCGAAUGGUAUAGAGCUCAGUUACCCGACCUUAUUCCAGGAUUCCACGGGAAGAAUCCAUGUGUCAUACACAUAUAACCGAGAAACAAUCAAACAUAAAAUUCUGCCGAACGAAGCAUGGAUUACUCAAAAGGCGAAUUAUUAAAGAUCGUGUAAUAAAAUUCAUUAUUACAUGAUAAUUCAAUGUAGAAACUAUAACCUUUCUUAUCCAAUGACUAAAGAGGGUUUUUUAAAAUGCUACUUCGAAUACAAAAAUAGUCAUUUUUUUCAUUAAGUAGUGUUCAGCCUGCCGUGCUUCUUCACAAGUUCAGCCAGACAGACAGACAGACCAAGUUAAGAGACCUACCACAACCUAGUGAUCUUCUUUAUCAUAAACUUCGUGAAAAAAAAACAUUAUGAUGAUACUGUAUUAAUACAGCUGUACUACAAAAUAAAAUAAGAAAUAAAGCACUUAUAUUUUCA